Paramacrobiotus metropolitanus is the source of this 1219-nucleotide messenger RNA. Its product is annotated as sialate O-acetylesterase-like. The record is from RefSeq and is a predicted model, not a curated record. The coding region runs from base 44 to 1219 and encodes 391 amino acids. NCBI's taxonomy places the organism in Eukaryota, Metazoa, Tardigrada, Eutardigrada, Parachela, Macrobiotidae. The transcript has 5 exons. Gene Ontology annotation, molecular function: sialate O-acetylesterase activity. Gene Ontology annotation, biological process: carbohydrate metabolic process.
CGUUUAUUUUGGAGAAGUGUUUUUAUGCGGCGGUGGGACCAACAUGGCGUUUCCGUUGGAAAAGAUGUUCAACGGUUCGGAAGAACUGGAUUUUUCCUCACAAUUUUCUCGCAUCCGUUUGCUGCGCAUCGCCCCGGCGUCGUCCUCCACCGAGUGGCAGGAACCGCGCAUCCUUCAGAACUGGACAGUCGCUAGUCCAGAUUCACUGAGGGACUUUUCGGCACUAUGUUGGGCGACGGGCCGGCGCGUGUACGAAGAUCUUCGCACAAGAUUCGACGAGAAAGCUUCGAUUGGCUUGAUUGGCGCCUACGAAGAGGCUGAUUCUACAAUACGCAGCUGGACACCUCCGGACAGUAUCGGACAGUGCCCCGGAACUGUUCCUCAGCCGGCAAACGAUUCCAUGCUGUGGAAUGCGAUGAUUGCCCCGCUGAAGAAAUUGCGGUUAACCAGUGUCAUCUGGUAUCAGGGCGAGGCAGAUGCCGCCAUCCAUCCCGACACGUAUGGCUGUUUAUUCCAAUCCAUGCUGGAUGGAUGGAGGGAGCAUUUUUACCACGAUAUCGCGUUGCCCUUCGGUAUCGUGCAGCUGGGUACGAGGAAUGCGGACACCAUACCGGGAGCCACCGCCCGGUUGCGCUGGGAACAGACAGCGGGUUUCGGGCAGGUGCCGAACACAGCGCUGUUGCGCGUCUUCAUGGCGACGGCCAUGGAUCUGCCGGACCCGGAAUCGCCGUUUGGCUCGGAGCUGCCGCGCUACAAAGAAGAGAUCGCGCAGCGCUUGCUGGCCGGCAUUGUGUCCGUCGUGUACUACCGACACAUUCCCUUUCAAGGGCCCUUCCCGCAGCGUGUGCAAUUGAGUCAGGAUAACGUUUCCGUGCACAUCGAAUAUGACGCAAAGAGUAACUUUGUUCCUGACGUUCCCAAUAAUUUUGAGGUAUGCUGCGAUCCCCUAGCACUGCCUGGGGACAGCUGGAAGGACUGCCGGGUGUGGCGCAACACCACCAGUCAGCCGGAUCGGUUAGCGGGAAACGUCGUUAUUGUGAACACACCGUGUGGCGGCGUUGCAGCCAGUUUCCUUCGUUACGCCUGGGCAGCGACCCCGUGCGGCUACAAACGCUGUCAGGUCUACGCGACGGAUUAUCUGGGUGAUGCGAGAGGACUGCCUGGACCGCCAUUUGUUCUGCCAACUAACUGGACUCGAGAUGACUGGAACGUAGCUUGA